Molecule: messenger RNA, 336 nt
Organism: Pneumocystis murina B123
Lineage: Eukaryota; Fungi; Ascomycota; Pneumocystomycetes; Pneumocystales; Pneumocystaceae
Exons: 1
Coding region: 1-336 (111 amino acids)
Source: RefSeq, a predicted model, not a curated record
AUGCUCUUCAAUUUAACGAUUUUAUUUAAUAAUAUAUUAAUGAAUAAAAGGUUUGUGGUUGUUGCUAAUCAUGAUUUCAAACUUUCAAAAUAUCUAUUUUGUCAAUUUUAUGGAAAAAAAAAAACAUAUAGCACCCUGUCAAGCAUAAACUUGUUCAUUGGCUGUUUAUUAACGGGAUAUAAAAUACUAAUUCUGAUAAGGCAUUCUUUUAAUUUUUUUAUAAUUUUUAUUUUUAAAAAAAAACAGUACUUUUAUCUCAAUGCUGUUUUAUAUGAAAACGCUUUUGUUUUUCUUUUAUUAUUGGUCAAUUCAUACAAAUAUUUUAAUAUUGGAUGA